CAUGCCCGGCUCCUCGGUGCCCCGGCGCGGCCCGGCCGCCGCCCCCGCCUCGCCGCCCCAGGUCUCGGUCUUCCCUUCCCCGCAGGAGCUGGGCUCGGCCUUGGCCCAGCUGGUGGGGCAGCGCGAGGCGCAGUCCGGGCCCGGCGGCCGCUUCUCGCUGGGCCUGUCCGGGGGCGGCCUGGUGCGGAUCCUGGCCCAGGAGCUGCCCGCCGUGGCCGCCGCCCCGGCCCGCUGGCUCGUGGCCUUCGUGGACGAGCGCCGCGUCCCCCUGGAGGACCCCGAGAGCAACUACGGCGCCUACAAGACUUACCUCUUCUCUAAAAUCGCCAUACCCGAGGACCAAAUUGUCGUGAUCAACCCGUCGUUACCUGUGGAAGAGGCAGCCGUGGAUUAUGCGGCGAAGCUGAAAGAGGCCUUUCAGGGUGAAGAUAUGCCUGUGUUUGACCUCUUGAUCUUGGGAGUCGGGCCGGAUGGACACACCUGCUCUCUCUUUCCGGAUCAUCCCCUCUUACAGGAGCGGGAGAAGAUCGUGGCCGCCAUCAGCGAUUCUCCAAAGCCGCCCCCUGAGCGGAUCACGCUGACCCUGCCGGUCCUGAAUGCAGCCCGGAGCGUGGUGUUCGUCGUCACUGGGGACAGCAAGGCUGCUGUGAUAAAGCGCAUCCUGGAAGGCAACGAGGAGAACCCCCUGCCGGCUGCCCUGGUCCAGCCUCACACCGGGAAGCUGUACUGGUUUUUGGAUGAGCCAGCUGCGAAGGAGUUGACUAUUCCCUUUGAGAAGCACUCCAUCUUGUAGGAGCUCACGUUCCGCCACCUUCUGGGUCGGGGGGAGUCCACCACGCGCGGGUUGCGGGUAGAGCCCGGCCCGUUAACAUUCCAGGUCACAGUCUCCACGUCUGGUCGUAGCGCUAAGGAGUGGCACUAAACUAACACUGUUUUCUUCUUCUCUCUCUCUUUCUCUCUCUUUAAUUUUGAGAAGUGGUACGUUUGUGGAGCACUGUGUUUUAACAAAUACGAUAAUUUCUUUCGCCGGGACAAAGUGUGUUCCGGGAACACUUGCGUUCAGCUGCUAGUAGUCACGGGAAUCGCAGGGAACGGCGUUACAGUCUUUUAUCAUGUGAACGGUCUAAUGUGGUGUCAAGUGAAUGCACAAUUAAAGAUGUAAAUUGCAA
Euleptes europaea (tarantolino) is the source of this 1169-nucleotide messenger RNA. RefSeq names its product 6-phosphogluconolactonase (gene PGLS). Lineage: Eukaryota; Metazoa; Chordata; Lepidosauria; Squamata; Sphaerodactylidae. Gene Ontology annotation, biological process: carbohydrate metabolic process; pentose-phosphate shunt. The transcript is spliced from 5 exons. Bases 2 to 793 code for a protein of 263 amino acids. The record is from RefSeq and is a predicted model, not a curated record. Gene Ontology annotation, molecular function: 6-phosphogluconolactonase activity.